Mycotypha africana is the source of this 1214-nucleotide messenger RNA. RefSeq names its product HIT-like domain-containing protein. Gene Ontology annotation, biological process: deadenylation-dependent decapping of nuclear-transcribed mRNA. Lineage: Eukaryota; Fungi; Mucoromycota; Mucoromycetes; Mucorales; Mycotyphaceae. Gene Ontology annotation, cellular component: nucleus; P-body. The transcript has a single exon. Bases 42 to 929 code for a protein of 295 amino acids. Gene Ontology annotation, molecular function: hydrolase activity; RNA 7-methylguanosine cap binding. The record is from RefSeq and is a predicted model, not a curated record.
GUCAAAAUUCUUAUUUUCGUUGAAGCAUUUUAUUUACAAAAAUGCUUACGAUUGAAGAGAUUCUAGCAAAAUUUCGAUUUCAACGCAUAUUGUCGAACGAUACUAAGGCAAAAAUAGUUUAUGUUCUCGGCGAAGUUGAAGGGCAAGACUGCAUCCUCUCAUUUGAGAAGACGCAAUAUGAGGAUGCAAUCAUUUCCGAACUUCCAAUAUACGUAGACAAAAGCUCAUUCGUAGAUCUCGUUGAGAACAACAUUUACAGUUGGUGUACCGCUGCUUUAAAGAGUAAUUUGGUAGACACUCGUAUUAAAACCAUAUACCCUGCAACAGACGUUCAUAUUGCGAAAUACGAAGCACAGGCACGCGUCAUGGUUAUUGAAACACCUGCGUUAUACGAAUCUAAUACAAUAGCAUACAUAAAACAAAUACCAGUGAAGCGUAUCCAAUGGGUGCAUAACAUUUUGGAUGGUUCAGCUGAAGCGGACCGUGUUAUUUAUCACGACAAGGAUCCUGGCACAGGUUUUGUUAUAUUGCCUGAUAUGAAAUGGAAUGGUAGCGUUGAAACGUUAUAUUGGGUGGCCAUUGCCAUGCGUUCGGAUAUACUGUCACUGCGUUCUUUACGUAGUGAACAUCUCCCUUUACUUAAAAAACUAAAGCAGAAGAUUUACGAGCUUGUAAAAGAAAAAGCCAACCUAUCACCAAAUCAACUCCGCCUAUUCAUUCAUUAUCAACCUUCCUAUUACCAUUUCCAUGUACAUAUUACAGCUGUUGCUUUUACUGAUGCACCUGGAGUUGUUUCGGGUCAGGCUCAUUUACUUGAUACAGUUAUAAAUAACUUAGAAUUAUACCCAGACUACUACCAAAGAGCUACAUUACCUUUUGUCAUUGGAGAAAGACACCAGUUGCUAACAGACUACAAUUGGGACCAAUAAUCAAAAUUGACGAGUUGAAUAUUUAAUGAAAGAUGUAACUCUAUAGUUUGAAAGAAUAAAAUGUAAAACUGUUCUAUUGUGGUAAAACUUGCUUGAUUAUAAAUUGAACGGCCUUGGAUUCAUUUUUACAGAUCCUAUUACAUCGACUUGCAUCGUUUCUUCUAAAAUCUGAUACAAUCCUUUUUGGUCGGUAUGAAAGAGCGGGAAAAGAGACGACAGCAUACAGAUAUGCAGCUUUUGUACGACCUGAUCACCUAAUCUAUCUCCUUUUAAUUCUGUGGUUUG